AUGUACCCCAAAGACAGGCGGGGGCAGCCAGGCUCGCCCGGGGCGCGCCUUGGGGCCCUGGGGUCGCCUUGCCGCCCCCUCGGCUUCGGGUUGAGGUCCAAGGGGCUUCCCUGGGCGGGGGGGCGGGGCUGCGCCUUGGGGGGUCGAGGGGGCCAAAUGUGCCGCGUCCAGGUAGGCGGCGUCUCGACCCUGGGCUCCAGCAGCCCCUUGGGACCCACACCGUCCCCCAGGGCCCGCGAGCUUUGUGAGCCGGAGCGCGCCCCCGGGGCCCGAUGCCAAGGAGGCCAGAAGGGGCGGGGGGGGGCAGGUGGAGUCCAGAGGCGGAGGCACCCGGCGGACGCGGAUCCGCUUGCUCAGAGCAGGGCGAGGCGCAGAGAGGGGGGGGCGUGCAGAAAAGGAACCGCCACCCCCGCCUCCCGCCCCCUCUGCUUUGUCUCCGCAGACCCAUCUGGGAGCCUGUGGGGGGGCCGCGAGGCCGGCGCCCCUCCCCUCUGGCUGGGGCCGGAGCCCGACUCGGUGUCGUGCGAGAUCAACGCUUACUCGCCGCACGAGGCGCGCGUCUCCUGGGCGGCGGGGCUGGCGGGGGGCGAGGGCUGCCCCCGCGCCCUGGAGAGGGGCAGCUGGUUCAUCGCCACCCUCCAGAGCCCCGGGGCGGGCUACGGGCUCAGCAGCAUCGUGCACGCCGAGGAGCCGCGGGACCGGCCGGGGGCCGCCGGCAGCAUCACCGCCACCACAGGUACCCCCCAAGCGGCAGCGUCUCUCCGGCCCCCCUCUCGGCGGUUUGGGGUCAGGGGCACGGAGCCGCAAAACGUGGUCUUCUCUGUGUUUACUCGCACCCCACACCUUCAGUCCCGCCUGGGCCAAGACGUGGUCCUUGACUGCGGCUUCUCGGCACCGGCCUCCCCGUUCUCGGUGGAGUGGCGCCACCAGCACCGCGGGGCGGGGCGGGUGAUCCUGGCCUACGACGGGGCUGCCAAGCGGAUCUCCGUGGCGGAGGAGGGCGUGGAGCUCUUCCUGGACCCGGGCACCAACAACGUCUCCAUCCGCCUGCGCCACGUCGGGGUGCGCCAUGAGGGCACCUACAUCUGCACCGUCUACCUGCCCCACCUGCACGCCCAGCAGGUCCUGGAUCUGAAGACCGUGGAGCCUCCCCGGGUGACCCUCCGCCCGACCCUCCUCUCCGUGCCCCCCAGCGGCCACGCCAAGCUGGCCUGCGAGAUCUCUGGCUAUUACCCGCUGGGGGUGUCCGUGAGCUGGAGGCGCAGGGGGCCGGGGUCUCCCCAGGAAGCGCUCCUAGACACCUGGGAGUCGGGGCAGAAACAGUCGCCCGACGGCACCUUCAGCCUCACCAGCUACGCCCGCCUGGGAGCCGUCCAGCCGCAGGACCACGGCGCCUCCUACAGCUGCCACGUGGCCCACGCAGGCUUGGGGGACGCCGAGCUGCAGAAGGCCGUGAAGCUCCACGUGGCAGGCUCCUCAGGACCCUGCUUGGAGGACGCCAUCGGGCUCUUCCUCGUGGCCUUUGGGCUCUAUGGGAUCAUGCAGCUCUUCUUCAGGCGGGCCCCUGGUGACAGGACCAAAGCUCAGGUAAAUUCCGGGACAGCCCCGAGCCCCCCGCCACCCGCGCCGUUCAGCCCCCUCGCUCUGUCGGGUCAGCCAGCCCUCCUUUAG
Molecule: messenger RNA, 1671 nt
Organism: Euleptes europaea (tarantolino)
Lineage: Eukaryota; Metazoa; Chordata; Lepidosauria; Squamata; Sphaerodactylidae
Gene: TAPBP
Product: TAP binding protein
Exons: 5
Coding region: 1-1671 (556 amino acids)
Source: RefSeq, a predicted model, not a curated record